Protopolystoma xenopodis is the source of this 210-nucleotide messenger RNA. The record is from the annotation of a GenBank genome assembly. Lineage: Eukaryota; Metazoa; Platyhelminthes; Monogenea; Polystomatidea; Polystomatidae.
AUGAGUCAUUAUACUCGACGACAAGAUGAGAGCAGGGAAUCAGGAGGCAUACGAGUAAUGAGAUUGUUGAUUGUCGUCUCGGAGGGACAAGAAGAGGAGAGAGAACAUGGCAGACCGGUUGCCGAGACACCAGAAUAUAUUCGUCAGGCAAAAGCGCCAGCACACAGACAGACGGGCUUCUCAGCUCGUUACAUAAUCAUGCCAGAAUAG